Triplophysa dalaica is the source of this 3861-nucleotide messenger RNA. RefSeq names its product SUMO specific peptidase 1 (gene senp1). The record is from RefSeq and is a predicted model, not a curated record. Lineage: Eukaryota; Metazoa; Chordata; Actinopteri; Cypriniformes; Nemacheilidae. The coding region runs from base 463 to 2676 and encodes 737 amino acids. The transcript is spliced from 18 exons. Gene Ontology annotation, cellular component: nucleus. Gene Ontology annotation, molecular function: deSUMOylase activity. Gene Ontology annotation, biological process: protein desumoylation.
GCAUGUGCUCUUCAGCCAUGUUCUCCUUUUAAAUAAGGAAGAAGCGGGAGGCAAUAAUGCAACUUUGUGUACUCAAUAUCUCAUUCACAUUAUCCUCACGACUUCCAAGAAUUACUAGUCUGUUAAGAAAAAAUAACCAGAAGAGAUACUAACGCACGCGAGAAGCUCGACCCUUCUUAACCCCCAGAUGUAAACAUUGGCGGGCUAGUGUAUCGAGCGUUAGCAGCAGCUUAACGUUAGCUGGUUAAGCUAAAGAUCAGCAUUGUGGACAUACCUGGACUGGGCUGGUUUAACUUAGUCUCGUUUGAGUCUGUUAGGUGAACGAUCCGGCUAAGUUACCUUUACUUAAAAAGCUGGUUAGCGGUGGCGCGCGAAUGAAGGGCAGGGGGAGCGCGCGUUUGGGACUGCGCUGACAGCCCUGUGGACAAAUCCAGAUAGUGUCGAGGUUUCAAGUCGUUCAUUAUGUUUAAUAAGUUCUACGAAUGGAUCGGAACCGGAAUCGCGAGUCUGCGAAACGGAGGUCCGGCGGGUGACGGUCACUCCGGUACAGCGAGAGUGGAUCAGGACGGGACAUUACUGAGAAAAAGACCCUUUGAGUGUUUAGAUGAUGGAGGUGCAGUUGAUCAGGAGGAGGAGAGGGUGGUCAAGAAGUUCAAAAUGGAAAUAUUUAUGACCACAGGGAAAAAUGCAGCCGAAGGAGUAAAGACCCAAGGUUCGAGUGUUGCGGAUUGGGUGCGAAACAACGUCAGUCCCUCCCUGACUAACAUGCUUCCCUCUUCACCGGGUCCUCCUCCAAUAGGAAUCCCAUCAGUACCAUCAACCAGUGCUGCUGCAUCAGCAUCUUUGUGGGCGGAAAACAAGGUUGGAGAGAGGAAACACGAUAGACUUGAGGACACAUUUGUGGCUCCAUCUAGUGCAGUCGAAUGGAGGACCUUCACAAAAUCUGAUUCUUUAAGAACUGAGGAGUCUGUGACCAUAUCAAAAGUUGGCAGAAGACAUGUUUGUAAGGACCAUCUACCCCACGAGACACACAAAGCCAAUGGGCACUCUUUUAAUUUACCAUCUGUCCCCACCCCGAAACCAUCUCUCUCUCCCCGUCUGGGCAGGUCCCUGUACCACCGGCCACACAGCUUACUGUCGUCCUCUGAAGCAAGUACAGGAAAGGCCAACUACACCAACUUGUUUGAGAAGACCUUUCCCAUCCGAGUGGUCCAGAGUCCUUCACACGGCAGCUCGAAUCGACUUUUCAGGGCGAGAACACGCUGUACGGCACAGGAGUCUGUGCGUGCAGAAGAGAAGGAAGUUUACAGGCAGCUCCUAGCCAUGGUGUCCGGUGGCCAGUCGUCCUUUCUUCGUGACGGAAGUUCUCACUCCAGCAUUCGAUCACAGCGAGAUUUCUCAAGCUUCCUGACAUCCAGUCAUCGUCUUCUUCAGUGUUCCUCUCCAGAAGGCUCGGGGGCUGGUACGUCCUCAUACGGGUUAUCCAGUCUACCCCCUAGCCCCCAGCCAGAGUCUAGCCGGGGUUCCAGUGCACUCCCUAGUCCUGGUGCCAGCGCUAGCAUUCCAGAGUACCAUCUUUGGGCCUGUGACCCCGAGCCCACCAUCAAAGGUCAAAUGACCCUUUUCUCAGCUCCAUCACCAGCUGCACUUCAGGAUACUUCUUCUCAGGACACACAGUCGUCGGCUCAUGAUGGAGAUUCAGUCAUUUUUGUCAAGGAGCAGCAAGGAAAGAAGUCAGAGACCUCAAGUGUGCCAUGUUUCCAGGCUGAACUUUGGAUCAAGGAACUGACUAGCCUUUAUGACUCGCGUGCACGGGAGCGACGGAGGUUAAUUGGAGAACAGGAAGCUCUGGCCUCUAAGCUCCAGCGUCAGCGCAUCUGUGGAGAGGGUCGAGUAGCCCCAGCGAGCGUGGAGCUGAAGGUUCGAGUCCCUCUGGAGAAAGAGGUUCCUGUUGCUACUGUUAUCGAAGUUUCUAAGCCUAUUAAGGAAGAGCAAGAAUUCCCAGAGCUAACUGAGGAUAUGGAGAGGGAGGUGAGCAUAGUUUGGAGAGGCAGCAGUCAAGAUGAGGUGCUCAGCGAGGGGUUUCGCCAAACCAUCACCAGAAAGGACCUCCUGACGCUCAGCAGCCUCAACUGGCUCAAUGAUGAGGUUAUUAAUUUCUACAUGAACCUGCUGGUGGAACGCAGUAAGCAACCUAACUUACCCUCUGCUUACACCUUCAACACUUUCUUCUUUCCCAAACUGCGGAGCUCUGGUUACUCUGCUGUCCGCCGCUGGACCAAGAAAGUGGACAUCUUUUCUGUCGACAUCAUUCUGGUGCCUAUUCACCUGGGGGUACACUGGUGCUUAUCCGUGAUCGAUUUCCGCAAGAAGACUAUUACUUACUUUGAUUCCAUGGGAGGAAACAACGACGAGGCCUGCAGUAUUUUAGCCAAAUAUCUAAAACAAGAAAGUGUAGACAAGAGAGGAAAGGACUUGGAUACUUCAGAAUGGACUUUAAGGAGUAAAAGACGCAACGAGAUUCCUCACCAAAUGAAUGGAAGUGACUGCGGCAUGUUCACAUGCAAGUAUGCCGAGUACAUCACCAAAGACAGGCCAAUCACAUUUACACAGAAACACAUGCCCUAUUUCAGAAGACGAAUGGUUUGGGAGAUCCUCAACCGGAAACUCUUGUGAUUGGACACAGCUUUUGUACAGGACAUCAUUCUGUGUCUUUGUAUUGACACCCCUGUGCUCUUCAGGAAUCAGAUUCCCUCAGCUUUAGCUGCUGGAUCAGUCUUUGCAUAUGUUCAGCACACCAGUCGAUUAUAUUGCUGUCCAAUUGAAACGUGGGAGAUCGUCAUGCACCUGUAGGACACUGAUGUGUCAGGCUGUAAAGUUCAGGGCAGUGGUUUCAUGCCCCUUUAUUGAGCCAUAUAACGUGACAUAUUGUUGCUUAGCAAGCAAACAAGAUUUGACCGUGGAAGGAUGUCGUUUUUUUAUUUUUCGUCUUUCAUCUGUGGUAGCUUUCAUUUAUAAGGCCUGUCUUGAGAUGACUUCAAAAGAUUUAGCUUUGCAUCAGACUUUUUGACAGGUCUCUCAAAUCAUCUGAAGUCAUAAAAGUUACAGUGAUAAAAAGAUGGAUUUUGAGUUUCAUGUUUCUCUACGUUCUAAUAGAGGAGCGUUGGUGUCAUAUUUACACUCUAGUCCACGUAAAAUAACCAAAACUGACAAUCAAAGACAAGCUCAGUGUGUUUGGUUGUUAUGUUUGUCCAUUUUAUUGGCUGUAUGUUGCAUACAGUUGAACCAGUUGGUAGUCCUCAAAAUGUCUGUUUUGUUCCGUUACUGUUGAACUGCAGUGCUUUUGACUUCAGUAUGGUUUGGGAUAGCUUUCUUUCUGCAGAGCCGGUGGUUUAUUAUUAUCAGUAUUUAAUGAAUCCACCUAAAGAGUCUUAUGGCAUUUUGGUCAUUUCAGAGACAGGCCGCACUUACAUUCUUUUGCAAAAUUCUAACAAGCCCAACUGCGUCAUCUUGUUUUUUCUGGUCUUUCUUGAUGUUACUCUGUUCUUCAUUUAUGUAAGGGAAACUAUUUUUGGCAAUUUGCAGUUGUUUCUAGAUUUUUGGCCAGGGUAUUGACGGUUGUUGUACAGUAUAUACAGUGACUAUACGGUAAAUCUGAAGACAUAUUUAAUACUGCUUUUGUACCUUUUAUUAUCUGGUUUUGUAUGUUGAGCAGAUCUUUCCGGGAAUAAAUUCCUAAGGUUAUGUGUGUAUGAAAUGAGAAAUGAAAUAAUUUCAAAGUUUGUUUUGUAAAUCUUUUUGAAAGCUUGACAUCUUUUGAUAAAAACAAGCACAAAUAUAAGGAUGAAAUGAACUAUCAAA